This is a messenger RNA of Aureobasidium subglaciale EXF-2481, 1729 nucleotides long. RefSeq names its product glycoside hydrolase family 16 protein. The coding region runs from base 400 to 1551 and encodes 383 amino acids. The record is from RefSeq and is a predicted model, not a curated record. NCBI's taxonomy places the organism in Eukaryota, Fungi, Ascomycota, Dothideomycetes, Dothideales, Saccotheciaceae. The transcript is spliced from 3 exons. Gene Ontology annotation, biological process: glucan catabolic process. Gene Ontology annotation, molecular function: hydrolase activity, hydrolyzing O-glycosyl compounds.
CUCAUGUACCGGGGUAGGGAUGUCUGUUACUCCAGACGAAAAGGCCCACAAAUCACUCUGCGGGCUCGUCUGACUGCAGCGCUUGCUGCCGACGCGUCAACUGUUGGCACGAUUCACACUCGGAUCCUCGUUUUGAAACUUCCAAAGCGCCCAAUGCCAAAAGGAUCCCUGCACAAGAUCGACUUCUUGUCACUGAGGUGAUUUUUACGAGUAGGUGUGGUGAUCUGUAGUAUGUCGUGACUUAUCUAUGCCCUCUGCCCUGGGCGGUCGCAUCUCGCGCUCUUGCUCGUUUGCGACGCUGUCAAUCUCUGGCUUCACAUUCGCCAUACAGAAGGCGCCAUCUCGACUUUGGUCUCUCCCUCUUUCCCAAGAAGCUGUGGCCUUUCGACUUUGCCCAAGAUGGAAGAAAACAAAGCUUUCCUUCCGCAAGGAACAUCACCAGAAACAGUAUAUCAAGACGCAUCAUUACACAACAUGGAGGAUCAAAAGACGACUACCGUGAACAAGCUGUGGCCCUCGAACUGGAGUAAGAAGACCAGAACAGUCGUCGCCGCGAUUGGAGUCAUCGUCAUCAUCCUUGUCACCAUUCCUACCAUCAUCAUCCUCAGGAGGCGCGACAACAACAAGCUUCAUAACACUUACCCAGACUAUCACGCUCUCAACUACACACUCAGUGAGAGAUGGCAAGGGACAAACUUCUUCGACAACUUCGAUUACCACUCAACGCCAGAUCCUGCUGCUGGCUUCGUCAACUACUUGGAUCAAGCGACCGCCGAGUCCACCAAUCUGACCUACGCUGGCGAAGCAUCUGCUUUCUUGAGAGCAGACUCAACGGACACAAACGCAAAGAAUGGUCGCAGUUCUGUGCGCAUUACUUCCAAGAAACAAUUCCACACUGGUCUCUUCGUCUUCGACGUCAAGCAUACUCCUUAUGGCUGCGGAACAUGGCCUGCUGUCUGGAUGGCUGACCCAAGUGAUUGGCCUGGGAAUGGCGAGAUCGAUGUCGUCGAAACUGUGAACCAAGGAAACACGGGCAACCAGAUGGCUCUACACACUUCUAAGGGUUGCAAGAUGUACAGCAGACGCGUUCAGACCGGCACAAUCCAAGGCACUAAUUGCUAUAAUGGCACGAACGACAAUGCCGGCUGUGCAGUCAUGGGAGCGUCUAGCUCAUAUGGUGCCGAAGCGAAUGACGAUGGUGGUGCAGUUUAUGCAAUGGAGCUUCGUAAAGCAGGCAUCCGAAUGUGGAUAUUCAACCGCGACUCGCCACCUGGAGAUCUCAGGCAAAACAACGACACCCAUCCUGACCCUUCAAGCUGGGGGUUUCCUAUCGCCGACUUCCCCAGCACCAAUUGCAACAUCGAAUCCCACUUCAAGAAUCAAUCGAUCAUCGCGAACAUCGAUUUCUGCGGCUCCUGGGCAAGCAGUGUUUACUCUACCCAAUUCAAAUGUCCCGGAAAGUGUGAGGACUUUGUGGCAACGAAUGCCUCUGCUUUUGAGAAGGCCUACUGGGAGUUUGCGAGCUUCAGGAUCUACUCGGUAGAAGAGUAGGAGCGUCUUUCCCGGUCCUUUUCGAUUGUUGUGAUUUUAUGAUACCCUUUCUUUAUUGUUGAAAUCCUGGCGCCACGAUGAGACACAGUGUCAGGUAAAUUACCUUCAUUCGGUACACAUAACAGGUUCAUGAAUAUAUAGAAUAUGAACAGGCUCAUGAUUGCCUUCCAAGUGCCAC